AUGCCGUCCUGGAGCCAGUGGUUCAAUUCCAAAGCGAGCCCCGAGUCUGCGGAGCCCGCAGAGACCCAUCGUAAUAAGAAGUCGGGCUGUAACCACACAUCGCCUAGGAAUAACGAUUCGCCUUCCCCUCUCACCCACUCGUCGCGUUCGCAGUCGCCAACACCACCGCCGGCAACACCACGCUGGACAGUCUUCGGCCACCCCAACUUUCCAGAGCCAGCCCACUCGCAACAACUGACCGCAAUUACAAGCCCAACCCCAAAACACCCAGCGAGCGCUACGUCUCCCGCCAUUGCCGGCGCCGACGACAACUUCGAUCAUUUGCGUGCCGCCGGUCGCACCGCCGACAGCGCCACCGAAGCUUAUCCUAGAAUCGCACUAGGUAUCGAUAUCGACCUUGACGAAAUCGACGUCGACAACAUCGAAGCCGUCGAGAUGACGACCGGCCUUGAAUUUGGCUCGGCCUCUGGCCGCAGUCGCCAAGACUCGUUCGUCAGCGCUGGCGCGAAGCCCAUCUCCAUGGCCAACCCGAACCGCGAUCAUGCGAACCGCACUCGGCGCGAAAGCCUGGCCGGAAGCCUUAUGGGGGGGAUGAGCUGGGGAGGAAUCUCGGUCGGCAGUUUCAUCCGGGAGGAUAUGAUGAUGACGGGAACCUCGCCGUACAUUAAUAACCAGUCUACGUCGUUCCACUCGUCAUCGUACAUCCCAAGACUGGAGGCUAGCUUCAUGCGCGACUUCACAUGUUGUGAUCAGAGGUGGCCAACGCUUCACGACCUCCUCCAGCAUUACGAAGAACACCACCACGCAACAACGACCCCAGCCGCCUCGAGAGACGCCUUCGGCGCGAACCAACCAACCCCCCGCGGCCCCGCCAGCCGCGCUGGAUCGGUCACGCCCUCCGUGGGCAGGGCACAGCAGGCUUCUCAAUCGCUGCAUGGGUUCCCGCAGCAGCGCCAAGUUGGCCCAGGCAUGAACGUCGGCGGAAUCGGGCAGAUGAUGCGACAACAGCAGCACCAAGCAACGCCAUCCUCCCAGAAGGUCAACAUGUCGCACAUGAACGAUGAAAUGGAUGCGGUCGGCGACAUGGAAAUGGACGAGACUGUCGGGCCUAUGGACAUGGACGACAAUACACGCACCAUCCAGGCAACCCGUGAACUCUUCGGCCAACAGCAACGACCACAGCUACAUCUGAACAGCUCCGGUCUUCCCCACCAAGCGCUCCGUACCUCCCAGCCUCCGACGCCGGCUGCCGUUAGCUUCGGGUUCCAGAACAACCCGACUGUCUCCUCGGUCAACACACCCACCUUGGCGACGCAGCAAGGGAUCCCGCAGCGAGGCCAGCAGUUCGGGCAGGAUGCCAACGGCGACGAGGACGACGAGCUUGUUGGCAUGCCGAUGAAGAUGAAUCUUGGCAAUAUGAACCUAGGCGGCUCACAGAUUGGGGGGCUAGCAUUUGGUGCCUUGGGCACCAUCGAUGACCCGGCCAAGCGCUUGUAUAGCCCCGGGGGUACCACCCAAAUGACCAGCCAGCAACGUGCUAUCGAUCAGCAGCUGCAACUGCAACAACAAUUACAGCAGCACCUCCAAGCUAUGAAUCUCGAUUUGAGCCAGUUUCCGGCCGGCACCGACCCGGCGCUUGUUUUGCAGCAGAUGACGACCCUGAUGAUGCCGCCCGCCGAGGAGCAUAAGCCCUUCAGGUGCCCUGUUAUCGGCUGCGAGAAGGCGUACAAGAACCAGAAUGGCUUGAAGUACCACAAGACUCACGGGCACUCAACUCAGCAGCUGCACGAAAACGGUGAUGGCACCUUCUCCAUCGUCAACCCGGAGACAAGCACUCCUUAUCCCGGGACGUUGGGGAUGGAGAAGGAGAAGCCUUUCAAGUGCGAAGUCUGCGGAAAACGGUACAAGAACCUCAACGGACUCAAAUACCACAAGCAACAUUCGCCGAUGUGUGACCCCGACAUUCGGGCCCAUCAUCAGACGAUCCUGUCAUCCAUGAUGCAGAACCCCGCCACUUUCCUUGCGCUUCAGCAAGGCCUGCCCAACAUCAACGAAGAUGCGAUGCUCUAG
This is a messenger RNA of Chaetomium globosum CBS 148.51, 2070 nucleotides long. RefSeq lists its product as uncharacterized. The transcript is spliced from 4 exons. The record is from RefSeq and is a predicted model, not a curated record. Gene Ontology annotation, cellular component: nucleus. NCBI's taxonomy places the organism in Eukaryota, Fungi, Ascomycota, Sordariomycetes, Sordariales, Chaetomiaceae. The coding region runs from base 1 to 2070 and encodes 689 amino acids.